AUGGUUGAAAAUGAGUUAGUUACUGGUAAACCUAAACAAAACGUACUAACUUGUACUGAGAAGGAUUAUUUAAAUUCCUUAAUAUCGCUUGAUUUAAAUGAUUCCUUAUCAUUUUCUAAAGCUAUAAACCCCUCGGAACAUGAGACUGAAUUGUACGUGGAAGCUCUUCUAAAGAGGCUGAAUAGCUUGGAUGAGGACAUUUGGUAUUCCGUAGAGACUAUUCAAAACAAUGUUUGUAACACGUUAACGCGUUUGUGUAAUUUGUUUUACGAUAAAUCUGAAAAUUCGAAUCACGAUGCCGAAUUAUUUGAAACCGUUUACACGCGACUGAAAAGAAUUGAAGAUUUAUCACUCGCAAUUAAGUGUAAAUACGAUAAAACUCAGUCGUUAAGGGAGUUGAAACGUUUAAAGAAUGUGAUAAUUGCUAAUCAAAAGGUGCUCUCACUCAUUUAUAACUGGGAUAAUUAUAUCAAAUCAAUCCAAUCUAUGUUUUUGCAAUAUACCAAUAGACGAAAUGAACAUGUUGAGUGUAGUAGUGUAACAGAUGGUGUAAGUCAGAGUGAAAUGUACUUUAUCUUGAAUUCUGAAGGGUUUACAAUAAGUGAUUUGGAUAGAUUAAAAGCAAUAAUAUCGCAACUGAAACUGGAUUACGACACAUGUUUGGAUAACCUUGUGAAUACCAAUGUGGCCCAAACUCUAUCCUUUAUCAUGGAUAAAUAUUACAUCAUACUUCAGGAUUUUACUUCCGAUAUUGUUAACUAUGUUAUAACAACCUGUAAAAUCGACAGAAAUGACUCAUUUAAACCAACGUCUAUCGAUAUAAGUGAUGAUGUUAGAGAGAAAUUGGUUAAGUAUGUAGAAUAUUAUAGUGUGGAUGGAGGACUGAAUUACACUUGCCUAAAUCGCCAUUUGAAGAAUAAAUUGGAAGAGAUUUUCAUGAACCAUUUUAAAACGCUUGGAGAAACCUCCUUAAACCUUUUCUCAAAUACUUUAACACUUAACCUGGCCCUCAUGAACAAGGUUCAAUCAGUUUUGAACUCGUUUUUCGAAUACUUUUUCAAUUUCUUUAUAACAUUUAAGCCGUCUUACCAUUUCAUAAUGUCACAUCAACAAAAUGAAAAUGUUAUGGAGAUGUAUAAUAAGCUGAUAGUGAAUAUAUUGUUAAAGUGUAUAUUGAAUAGUAAUGUGUACAACUCAAUUCUGAGGAGUGAAGAGGUUUUCGAAUGCGUUGAAAGCAUUUUGAACAUUUAUAAUGAAAUAUUCAACAAGUUCCAAAAUUAUAUCGAUCAACUCAAUUUAAACCAGCAUAUUGAAAGUGCAAAUUUGAUCCCAUUUGACAUUUUGGACAAUUACACGUUUCAUAUAUAUAAUCAACAGGUUUCCAAUACAGAACAAAUGAAAUAUAAUAGUUUGGAGGAUUGUAUUUCGAAUUUUAGGCUACUGCUUCCAAGUCAAGUGAGAAACGUUGAUCAAAGGCCUCAAAUACUUCUGUGGUUAUCUAUUUACUGUAAAUUAAAUAACUUGAAAGUUGAGUACGAUAAUUAUGUCGAGAGUUGCUGUAAGUUCGUUAAAGAAUAUUUCAGUGCACUGGUUCCGAGGUUCGACACGAAUCCCAUAAACACAAAGUUUGAGCUUAGUUUACGGGAUUUUAUAGUUGAGCUUUUGGAAACUCAUGGGCUACUGGUCGAGAGUGUCCAUCAGCUUUUACUGACUGCAACCAUGUCUUUCCAGAGCAAAAUUGACUUGAAUGUCUACAGCAGUUUGCGGGAAAACCAUGACUGGAAGCUAGCACAUCAUCUUUCACAACCAUUUAGACAACUCGUUUUCUCCAAUUCUAAAUUCUCUGAUUCUAAUUCAGAUAAUUUUUCCAAUAAAUUUUUAGGCUUAGAUUCUAGUUCAGAUAUGGCUUCCACUAAAUGCUUAGAUUCUAAUAAUUUGAUGAACCAGUUUGAAAUUAAAACACUUUUGUACACAGCAUCGCAGUCGGUUUCAAAGUACAUUUCAAAUGUCGUGACGUUUUUGAUAAAGAACCUGUAUGAAGAUGCUUCAGGGAAGGAUAACAAGGUUAACAUGUACGUCGAGUACAUUGGAGAAUAUUACAUUAACUUGUUAUCCAAGUACUGCGAGCACAACGAGACGUUUAAAAUUCUCCAAAAGUCCUUUGAAAUGUUCAUCGACGAGGAGUUUGAAAACCUGACAAAACUCAAGAACCAAAAGGACAACAUUCAAUACCUCAUCAAAAUCGCAAAGCUCCUAAACAUCAACACCAGCGACUCACUGUCCAUGCUUCUGUAA
This is a messenger RNA of Theileria annulata, 2295 nucleotides long. RefSeq lists its product as uncharacterized. The transcript has 6 exons. The record is from RefSeq and is a predicted model, not a curated record. NCBI's taxonomy places the organism in Eukaryota, Apicomplexa, Aconoidasida, Piroplasmida, Theileriidae. Bases 1 to 2295 code for a protein of 764 amino acids.